AUGGAUCAACCAAAUCACUUUGGCAAUGACAUGUACCGUGACGGGAGCGGGUUCAGAGGUUUUGGGAGUGACUCAGGGAGUGGCUUUGGAGAUGCGAUAAACCCCCUCAGCAAUGGAACUGGGCAUGGGAGGGAAGAUGGAAAUGGUGGUUUGGAGGGCAAUCGUCUUGUACACGUCUUGCUUCUGAAAUUUAACCUUCAAAACCGCUUUUCUGUCAUCAUCACAGCGUCUUUCAGUGUGGCAGCGUCGAUGUUGGUGAUAUUAAGUAUCAUGUAUGAGAGCUGGAAGUCGUCAAGGGAGGUCUACCGGCCGAAGAUGAGGAGGCGAUUCGAGAUGUUCCACUACAUUCUUCCAGCUCACUCUUUCCCUCUAAUUUUAUCAUUUGCGUCCAUUUGUCAAAGUUUGGUGUUGCUGGGUGUCCAGAGCACCGCGCUCAAAGACGUGUUUGCAAAAGGGUGUUCAGCCUCCUCACAAAUUACAUGGACAGUUGUGUGGGUCAUAGGUUAUGUUGUACUUGUAUUUACCUCGGAAGCUGUUAUUCGAAUUGUCAGGCCAUCUAGAUUUGCGGCCAAAGGCCGAUGGAACUCACGUAUAUGUUGGGUUCUUGUUGCUGUUAUGCUUCUCUUGACAUGGAUACCAUCCAGUGCGAACACCAAAAAGAGAGAGAGGUGUUUGGCGACCUUAUUACAAUUGACCGCGCACUGGUCUGACAUCGGCUUGGGGCUAACCAUCAGUCUAAUUGUCUGCUACAUCGUGAAUGGGACCACCUUGUCAAUAAGGCUGUGGAGGACUGCGCAACUCGAUGCCCACGAUCGAAUUGCCGCCAGCAGCAUCGUGUAUUACCUGGCCGGCACGACCAUCGUUUUUACCCUAGUUCUCCCGUUCUGGGUACAAGACACGUUUUGGCGAAUAGCGAACAACUCUUCGACUCUGAUGGGCUCCGUGGCCUUGAAUUCGUUCGGUAUUGUCUACGCUUUUAUCUACCUUCUCUUGCGUGCGAAUGGAGGGAACAUGAUGAUCGGCCCAGGCACCAAGGCAUGGAUGAAGCACUCUCUGAAAAGAGUCGACUCAACAGAGCUUGCUCUAGAGGCUCAAAUUACAACACCCAUUGUUACGGAAGAUCCCAAAAGGCCUUACUUUGAAAAAGAGGUCUAUUUUCCUCCUGAUAACGACCGACUCGAGGAAACAGGGCCAAUGAAGCCUCAACCGACUUUGAACCAAGUCCCUGCGCCGCGACACCGUGCUAGGCAUUCAAGAAAGCCGUCCAACUAUUCCUUAUUCCCGGCGAGAGAUUCCUCCCGCCAAACAAGACGAUUUAUUUUGAACUUUAAUACGAGUCGUGAGGAUAUACUAGCUCCUCCUCGACCAAGUUAUGCACGCCAUCGACGCUUCUCCUCUGACAUCAGUGCAGCCACGGUGCAAAUCGGCCUUCGACUCAGCAACAUCGCAAUGCCUGGGCCUAUGCAACAUCAAAACUCUUCAACAAUGACCCUACCCUUUUCUCUCGUCCAAGAUGUGCCCCCCGUUCAUUCAUCACCCAACAAUGGCUCAACUCCAACAGCUUCAAGAUUCCAAGGCUUAUGGAGCGAUCCGAAGCCCUUUGGUGAACUCUCAGCAGGUCCCCCAAUCGAUGGAGAUGAUAGUAUGAGCAGAGUAUCGCCCAAAAGGCAAAAUACACCAAGCCCAGAAUUCAUCGGUCAAGACCCACGACAACGGAGCCCUCCAACGAAGCGGCGGAUAGACCCGCCCUGCAUCAAUAAAAAUCUUCCCCCCACCCCAUCAUCGGCCACUUCAGCCGAUACUACUUUCUCUAGCCAGUCAUUCCUCUUAGCUGAUCCGGCCUUCGCAUCUCCUCCGCCAUUACAACCUCUCUGGUCACCUCCCGACCCAUUAUCCAUCUUACCAAACAAAACUUUCAGGGAGCCUGAUCACUGGAUUUAG
Paracoccidioides brasiliensis Pb18 is the source of this 1941-nucleotide messenger RNA. RefSeq lists its product as uncharacterized. The record is from RefSeq and is a predicted model, not a curated record. The transcript has 4 exons. Bases 1 to 1941 code for a protein of 646 amino acids.